AACACCGUCUUGUCCUCUUUCUCUUGUUCAGUUCUCGUCUCCUCGACCCUCCUUGACGCUCAGACACUCGUUGGCUCGCUGGCCCCAGCUCGAUCCCCCGACACCCCGACGCUCGACUCUCCCCCGACACUCGCUAGGUCUCCAUCAAAACACCUGCAGCCCCGGCACCGUCGACCACCCACACCACCACCUCCUCCCACCACCGACACCAACACCUAUCACUCGCACUCACCCACACCCUCGUUUUCUCUGUGUCUCUCCCCUCCCCCAACCUCCUCCCCUCCUCCGUCCCUUCGACACACAUCGACUUGACGUUGACUCUCCCGACUGGACACUCCUACCACACCUAAACCCAACAAACACCCACGUCUAGGCAACACACCCACAAUGCUCAUCGCACCCAUCCUCUCGGCCGCUACUCUGGCCUCUGUUGUGGCCGCUGGCAGCCACCUUGGCUCGCGCGGCAAGCACAUUCGCCGCAGUGAAGUCGCUUUCCCCGGCCAGAAGCGUGGCUCGGGUCUCCCAGCCUCGGUCUCCAACUCCAAGGCCACUUGGUACUCGCUCACCCCCGAGGAGGGAGGUACCAUUGUCGCAUGCGGCGGUGGUUCUCCUGACAUGAACUCGUACUAUGUCGCCAUGAACACGCAAAUGUUCAACAUGGACCAGUGCUACCAGUGGAUCACCAUCACUGCCAACGGCAAGACUACCUCGGCCCAGAUUCUCGACUCGUGCCCCACCUGCCCCACCUACGGCCAGGUCGACAUGUCGCCCGGCCUCAUGGAGUUCUUUGACCCCGGAAAGAAGGCUGGCGUUAUUACCAUUUCUUGGACUUCGGGUGGCGGCGGCGGUGGCGGCGACAGCGGCGGCAACCAGGACCCCACCACGACGACUACCAAGAACAAGCCCACGCCCACCCCCGAGCCCGAGAGCACCUGGUCGCCCCCUCCUCCUCCUCCUCCUACCACCACCACGACGCCUCCUCCUACCACCACCACCGAGUCGUCGACCACGACUACCGAGUCGAGCACGACCACCACGUCGACCACCACGUCGUUUUCGUCGAGCGCGAGCGCCAACUCGACGACCAUUUCGUCGACUACCUCGCUCAACGCGACCACCUCGCUCCUCAACGCCACGUCCAUUGCCAACGUGACUGGCACGACCUUCUCGCUUGCCAACGCUACUGCCACCCUCGGCCACGACGCAGUGGUUACCGACAUUCCCUCUGCUCCUGCUGGCGGCAACCUGGCCCAGGUCGGCAACCUUGUCGCCAACAUUGGCCGCAUCAUUGUCCUCGGCGCUUCGAUCUAAGCGUCGUCAAUCAUCUGACAUUCACGACACCUUGACGGACUAUGAUGGGCGGUGAACUUGCUUUCACCAAUUCGCACGCACUUUGCCUUUUCUUCAUUUCGCUCUGCACUUUUUGUGUCCCGGUUCUGCGCGAGCUCCAGGAGGGCCCGCCCGACCUGGACGUUGACGGCUUUGGCGUCAAACCCAACCACCUAUUCCCCCCAAACCACAACCACCCCCGCCACCCUACAAACCAGUUCUAUUGUACCUGUCAAUGACACCCCCGCCCCCUACAGUACCCCCUUUGGCUCUGUCUGGACGGAGCGUGCUAGCGUGCUCUUGCCCAGGCGAGUAAUGACCAUAUGCUCAGGCUUCUAUGCAUGGGUUGAUAACUGCGGCGCAGGGAUGUCUGGAAGAGGCUGGGCUGGCUCGAGCGGCGCUUUGACCCAAGACAUCGCAUUUAGAUCCAGCCAAGGCUCGAGCGGGUCAAUGAAAAAGACUAAUGUAUCGUGCCGUAGAUGUACCCUGCAAUGGUUGCAGUAGUCGUACUCGAUGAAGGCACUGCACAAGGUGG
Messenger RNA from Vanrija pseudolonga, 1864 nucleotides. RefSeq lists its product as uncharacterized. The record is from RefSeq and is a predicted model, not a curated record. Gene Ontology annotation, cellular component: ribosome. Gene Ontology annotation, biological process: translation. Bases 388 to 1311 code for a protein of 307 amino acids. The transcript has 2 exons. Gene Ontology annotation, molecular function: structural constituent of ribosome. Lineage: Eukaryota; Fungi; Basidiomycota; Tremellomycetes; Trichosporonales; Trichosporonaceae.